AUGAGUGCUGGCCAGGCAUUGCUGUCAGAGGUUGAGGGGUUGGGGGGCUGUUGGCUGUCUGUCACCACAGGAGGCUUGCUUUCCUGGUUCAGCUCUGAGGUCAAACCCUCCCACCUGAGAGAACUGGACCUGAGCUUCAAUCACCCAGGAGACUCUGGAGUGAAGCUGCUCUGUGCUAGACUGAAAGAUCCACACUGUAGACUGGAGAAACUCAAUGUGGACCAUAAUGAAGAGUUCUGGGUUAAACCACAGCUGCUGAAGAAAUAUGCCCGUGAUCUCACACUGGACCCAAACACAGCACACAGAAACCUCUCUCUGUCUGAGGGGAACAGAAGGGUGAAGAGGGUUAAAGAGAAGCAGCCGUAUCCUGAUCACCCAGAGAGAUUUGAGUUGCAUCCCCAGGUGCUGUGUAGAGAGGGUCUGACUGGACGCUGUUACUGGGAGGUAGAGUGCAGUGGGUGGGCUGCCAUAGGAGUUACGUAUAAAGGCAUCAGCAGAAAAGGAAGAAGUCCUGCCUGUGGGCUUGGAGUCAAUGACAAGUCCUGGUGUCUGGACUACUCUGGAGAUCGUUACACUGCAGGCCACAAUAGGGAAGUGACUCAUAUACCUGCUCUGCCCGUCAACCCUCCUCAACCCCAGAGAGACCUGUCCUCCUGCUGCCCACACCCCAGAGUAGGAGUGUUUCUUGACUGGCCGGCCGGCACUCUGUCCUUCUACAUGGUCUACUCUGACACAAUGACCCACCUGCACACAUUCCAGACCACAUUCACUGAGCCCCUCUACCCAGGGUUUGGGGUUUGGAAUGAGGGCUCUUCAGUGUCCCUGAGCCAGGUAGAGUAACCUCCUGUGUCCUGGAGGAACACCUGGGUCUCCAUGGAAACACAGUUACACUCCUGUUCUAACCCAACCAUGUGAC
This is a messenger RNA of Salvelinus sp. IW2-2015, 916 nucleotides long. The record is from RefSeq and is a predicted model, not a curated record. NCBI's taxonomy places the organism in Eukaryota, Metazoa, Chordata, Actinopteri, Salmoniformes, Salmonidae.